Messenger RNA from Durusdinium trenchii, 401 nucleotides. The record is from the annotation of a GenBank genome assembly. Lineage: Eukaryota; Dinophyceae; Suessiales; Symbiodiniaceae.
CAUCGCUCCCAUUGGUGCCCAGACUCUCUGCGGAACGCCCGGCCAUGGCAUCUGCGGCACUGCGUCGUGCGGCCGGGAGAGCUACGCGCCUGUGCUGUGGCCUUAGUUUGCUUCAACUGCCUUUGGCAUUGGUGGCGGUCUUGCCACUUCCUGGACCAGAAUUCAAGCGUGGCCAGUGGUCCUUUCGAGUACUUGGUCUUGGCCUAUUUGGACUCUCCUGUUGCGCUUACCCACUUUGUGCAUUAGCUUGCCUGGUGGUAUCAGAGAGCGAGGAGGGCACGGUCUCGGCAUGCGAAAGGGGAGCUUGUUGGACCAAAGAUGAAAUGCUGUCCUACAGGCCUGAAGCAAUUGAAGAGGCCAACCUUUUCAACAUUUCAUUCUUGGGGAACUGGACUAAGUAG